Messenger RNA from Aspergillus novofumigatus IBT 16806, 1083 nucleotides. RefSeq lists its product as uncharacterized. The record is from RefSeq and is a predicted model, not a curated record. Gene Ontology annotation, molecular function: sarcosine oxidase activity; flavin adenine dinucleotide binding; saccharopine oxidase activity. The transcript is spliced from 3 exons. Bases 1 to 1083 code for a protein of 360 amino acids. NCBI's taxonomy places the organism in Eukaryota, Fungi, Ascomycota, Eurotiomycetes, Eurotiales, Aspergillaceae.
AUGACGGAGAUGAUUAUUCCCUUAUAUCUCAGCAACCACGAGGUUUGCCUGGAAAACAAUUUCCAUCAAACUGGGUUUCUGCAUUGCGUCUCCGGGGACGCACCCGACAAAGCAAUCCAGACACUAAAGAGAUUCGAGACUGCUGCUACCAACCACCCUAUUCUGGGCCCUCAUGUCGCGCCAUUGAGCGGAAAAGACGAUAUCCGUCGUUGGUUCUGGCAAGCUGAUGGCCAUUUGCCGGGAUGGAAGGGGUACAUCAACAAGUUUGAUGGGUAUGCCCAUUCAGCGAAUGCGUUGGCGGCCGUAUACAGGGAGACAAAGGCCUCUGGCGUGAAUUAUGUUCUUGGUAAGCAUGGAGCCGUGUCCCAAAUCAUGUAUAAAGAUGGCAAAACUAUCGGGAUCAAGACGAAGGUGGGGCAGUUCCACGCAGCCGAGCUGGUGAUCGUUGCCGUUGGCGCAGCAGCCGCCAAGCUCGUCCCUGAAAUCGCAACUCAGGUCGUUGCGAAGUCAUGGUCCGUUGCACAUGUACGUCUCACAGAUGAAGAGACCUCUGCAUUGCGAGGUAUCCCCGUCACCUACACCCGGGAUUUGGGAUUCUACUUCGAGCCUGAUCCCAAGACGAACUUGUUGAAACUGUGUCCCAUGGGAGGCGUGUAUAUCAACACGGACCCGACAACUGGGGUAUCCCAUGCCCCCGAGUCUCUAGAAGCGAGUGCGUUCAUGCCGCAUGAUGAUGAAUCCCGAAUCCGCCGGCUGCUGGCGCAGACGCUGCCUAAGUUGGCGAAGAGGCCCCUAGUGCGGAAAUCCCUAUGCUGGUUUGCAGAUACAAAGGACUCGGAUUUCAUCAUCGAUUAUGUGCCGAAUACCGCGUCGUCGGUUGUGUUGCUUUCCGGUGACUCUGGGCAUGCGUUCAAGAUGUUUCCGAUUCUGGGGAGCUGGGCGAGAGAUUUGCUUCAGGUACCGCAUAACAAGCAACCUAUUGCCAGAUGGCGAUGGAAAGAACCAAAGGCAAACCAUGCUGGGAACUGGGGUGGUGAUUCAAGGGAAUUGAAGGACAUUCUUCCAUGUAGGGUAAAGCUCUAA